This is a messenger RNA of Chrysochloris asiatica (Cape golden mole), 3082 nucleotides long. RefSeq names its product dihydropyrimidinase-like 3 (gene DPYSL3). Gene Ontology annotation, molecular function: hydrolase activity, acting on carbon-nitrogen (but not peptide) bonds, in cyclic amides. The record is from RefSeq and is a predicted model, not a curated record. Gene Ontology annotation, biological process: actin crosslink formation. Gene Ontology annotation, cellular component: cytosol; cytoplasm. Lineage: Eukaryota; Metazoa; Chordata; Mammalia; Afrosoricida; Chrysochloridae. The transcript is spliced from 14 exons. Bases 175 to 2229 code for a protein of 684 amino acids.
CGCUCGCUGGCUUGCUGGGGACAGAGGCAGGAAUCGGAACAGCACUGCCGCCUCUGGCGCGAAGGCUCAGGCGCCUCCUCCCGCCCCAGUCACUGUGGCUCGGCGCACGCUGCCGGCGGCUGUCCUUUCCGCCUCUGGGGAAGAAAACCCGCGGACCGCUGCGGCGCUAGCACCAUGGCCUCCGGCCGAAGGGGCUGGGACAGCUCCCACGAAGAUGACCUCCCUGUGUACCUGGCUAGGCCGGGCACCACGGACCAGGUCCCACGGCAGAAGUACGGAGGCAUGUUCUGCAACGUGGAGGGCGCCUUCGAGAGCAAGACGCUGGAUUUUGAUGCCCUGAGCGUGGGGCAGCGCGGCGCGAAGACCCCUCGAAGCAGCCAGAGCAGCGUCCGCGGCACCGGGGGCCAAGCCGGCACCGAGGGGGACACGCCGCGCAGGGGCCAAGGCCGGGAAGAGAGCAAGGAUCCCGCGCCCGCGUCGCCUUCUCCUGCUGGGGUGGAGAUUCGAAGUGCCACGGGCAAGGAAGUGUUGCAGAACCUCGGCCCAAAGGACAAGAGUGACCGUCUUCUUAUCAAGGGAGGCAGAAUCGUCAAUGAUGACCAGUCCUUUUAUGCUGAUAUUUACAUGGAGGAUGGAUUAAUAAAGCAAAUAGGAGACAAUCUGAUUGUACCUGGAGGAGUGAAGACCAUUGAGGCCAAUGGGAAGAUGGUGAUUCCAGGAGGAAUUGAUGUGCAUACUCACUUCCAAAUGCCAUAUAAAGGGAUGACCACAGUGGACGACUUCUUCCAAGGGACAAAGGCUGCCUUAGCAGGUGGCACCACCAUGAUUAUUGACCAUGUAGUGCCAGAGCCUGAGUCUGGCCUGACAGAGGCCUAUGAGAAAUGGCGUGAGUGGGCUGAUGGGAAGAGCUGCUGUGACUACGCCCUGCACGUGGACAUCACUCACUGGAACGAUAGCGUCAAGCAGGAAGUGCAGAGCCUCAUCAAGGACAAAGGGGUUAACUCCUUCAUGGUUUACAUGGCCUAUAAGGAUUUGUAUCAAGUGUCUAACACAGAGCUCUACGAGAUCUUCAGCUGCCUGGGAGAGUUGGGUGCCCUUGCCCAAGUUCAUGCUGAAAAUGGUGAUAUCAUUGCCCAGGAGCAAGCCCGGAUGUUGGAAAUGGGGAUAACUGGCCCCGAAGGCCACGUAUUGAGCAGACCAGAGGAGCUGGAAGCCGAGGCUGUGUUCCGUGCCAUCACCAUUGCCAGCCAAACCAACUGCCCUCUCUACAUUGCAAAGGUCAUGAGCAAAAGUGCAGCUGAUCUCAUCUCCCAAGCCAGGAAGAAAGGAAAUGUGGUUUUCGGUGAGCCCAUCACUGCCAGCCUUGGUACAGAUGGAACCCAUUACUGGAGCAAGAAUUGGGCCAAGGCGGCUGCAUUUGUAACAUCUCCUCCUCUGAGCCCUGACCCAAGCACUCCAGACUACAUCAACUCCUUGCUGGCCAGUGGGGACCUGCAACUCUCUGGGAGUGCCCACUGCACCUUCAGCACUGCCCAGAAAGCGAUUGGGAAGGACAACUUUACAGCCAUUCCUGAGGGCACCAAUGGCGUGGAGGAACGGAUGUCUGUCAUUUGGGACAAGGCUGUGGCCACUGGGAAAAUGGAUGAAAACCAGUUUGUGGCUGUGACAAGCACAAAUGCUGCCAAGAUCUUCAACCUGUAUCCCCGCAAGGGAAGAAUAUCUGUGGGCUCUGACAGUGACCUGGUCAUCUGGGAUCCAGAUGCUGUGAAGAUCGUCUCUGCCAAGAACCACCAGUCGGUGGCAGAGUAUAACAUCUUUGAAGGGAUGGAGCUGCGUGGGGCUCCUCUGGUUGUGAUCUGCCAGGGCAAGAUCAUGCUGGAGGAUGGCAACCUGCACGUGACCCAGGGAGCUGGCCGUUUCAUCCCCUGUAGCCCGUUCUCCGACUAUGUCUACAAGCGCAUUAAAGCUAGGAGGAAGAUGGCUGACCUACAUGCGGUCCCGAGGGGCAUGUAUGAUGGACCAGUGUUUGACCUGACUACCACCCCCAAAGGGGGCACUCCUGCGGGCUCCACACGGGGCUCUCCCACUCGACCCAACCCACCCGUGAGGAAUCUCCAUCAGUCGGGAUUUAGCCUGUCCGGCACCCAAGUGGAUGAGGGGGUCCGCUCAGCCAGCAAGCGCAUCGUGGCGCCCCCUGGAGGCCGUUCUAACAUCACAUCCCUGAGUUAAGCAACUCCUCCCAUAAGAGAAGGGGCCGAAGCAAGAAGAGAUUUUCUUGAAGCCAAAAUGGUACAUCAACAUUUAAGAAGGAAAGCGAAUCCAAACGGUUGCGAUCUAAAGAAUCAAUAAGCCUCAAGCCUUAUGUUUCUCCAAUGUUACGCUCGCUUGCCUAGCUUUACAAAUAUUGCUUUGUUUUCUGUUGAAGCAUAGCCUUGAUUUCUUUGACGCCCUGCCCCCAUUUACAUGCAUGCUAUCAGACAGGCCACUAAAGUACAAGAGUCUGCUAUAUAGUGUUGAGAGCGUGUGUAGUGCUGCAUCUUAAGACAAGGGGACAGACAAGCUGGGAGGUCAGGAACACAAACAAAAGGGAUACAAGAUAUUUGGGGUGUGUGGGUGGUGGGGGCCCAAAGCAAAGUGGAGAGCACAGAGGGGCUGGGCUAGGGCAUGGAUGAGGGAGGCGGGUGGGCUGGGUGAGCAGACGGGGAUAUUGUGUGUUGUGUUGAUGAUAUGCUUUGAUUUCCAUGAAGAUGGUCACUUGUGGCAGCUGUCACUUCUUCAGGGUCUCCACAGCCUUCUGGAGAAAGCAGACGGUCUUUGGGUUCAGCGUUUGUCAUGUCACCUCCUAGUAGACUUAUUUGUUUGAACAUUUCAUUAAAAUGCCAAAACCCAACCCUUUCCUCUACCGCUUGAUGGUGCCAGUGUUUGCUCAGGCCUCUUUUGUCAAUGCUGCUUUCCAGGUCUCCUCUUUCCUGGGUUGGAAGGGAACAGCAAGGGGAGAGACAGUGACACUCUCUUCCUUUUGCCCUGCCUGCCUCUUUGGUGCUCUUAAAAUGAAACAACUGGGAGAGAGACAGCACAGGCC